Molecule: messenger RNA, 789 nt
Organism: Candida dubliniensis CD36
Lineage: Eukaryota; Fungi; Ascomycota; Pichiomycetes; Serinales; Debaryomycetaceae
Gene: TRM9
Product: tRNA (carboxymethyluridine(34)-5-O)-methyltransferase
Exons: 1
Coding region: 1-789 (262 amino acids)
Biological process (GO): tRNA wobble uridine modification
Cellular component (GO): nucleus; cytoplasm
Molecular function (GO): S-adenosylmethionine-dependent methyltransferase activity; tRNA binding
Source: RefSeq, a predicted model, not a curated record
AUGGCAACACCAGUUCCAUCUGUAUCUGUUGAAAGCAACUUAGACCCUCAAAACCAAGAAGUCACAUAUGUGCAUGAUGUAUAUAACGAAAUAGCUAGUCAUUUUUCCCAAACAAGAUACAAACCUUGGCCAAUAGUAGAGAAGUUUCUUACGCUGAGGCCAAAAUACUCCAUCGGCUUGGAUGUUGGUUGUGGUAAUGGGAAGUACUUAAAUGUCAAUAAAGAUAUUCUUAUUAUUGGAACAGAUAGGUCUGAAGGGUUGAUUAAUUGUGCCCAGCAGAUUUCCAAUAACAAGUACAAUUUGGGGGUUGCAGACGGGUUGGCGUUACCUCAUCCCGACGGAACAUUUGAUUUUGCUAUAUCCAUAGCAGUGAUCCACCAUUUUGCUACCGAAGAAAGACGAGUAGAUGCUGUUAAGCACAUAUUAUCUAAAUUGAAAGCAGGCGGAGAAGCAUUGAUUUAUUGUUGGGCCCUUGAGCAGGAGACUUCUCGCCGUGGAUACAAGGAAGGCGAUGAUCAAGAUGUUUUGAUACCCUGGGUAUUAAAAAAGCAACAGCCACUGAAGAAAAAGGGAGCCAAUAAAAGAAAACAAAAGGCAGAGUCUAUGCUGGAACCACCAGAAAGCACAGAGCAACCAGGUGAAGAAGAACCGGAUGUUACCAAGUAUCGUUACUACCAUUUAUACAGGAAGGGAGAAUUGGUUGACAAUUGUCUACAAACUAAAUGUUGUACAAUUGUGGAAGAGGGAUACGAGAAAGAUAACUGGUGGGUUAUUAUAAAGAAAACAUAG